Messenger RNA from Acytostelium subglobosum LB1, 429 nucleotides. RefSeq lists its product as hypothetical. The annotation marks the transcript as partial. Lineage: Eukaryota; Evosea; Eumycetozoa; Acytosteliales; Acytosteliaceae. Gene Ontology annotation, biological process: vesicle-mediated transport; intracellular protein transport. Gene Ontology annotation, cellular component: membrane coat; intracellular membrane-bounded organelle. The record is from RefSeq and is a predicted model, not a curated record. The transcript has 3 exons.
UUGAUAAUGAUCAAGUUCUUUAUGUUGGCCAAUAGACAGGGUCAGGUCAGACUGUCACAGUACUACCAAUAUGUACCCUUUGAGAAACGUCCAGCUCAAGAGGCAGAGAUAAUAAGGAAAUGUGUUGCGAGGAGUGUAAAUCAAUGUUCAUACCUUGAGUAUCAAGACUACAAGUUGGUCUACAGGAGAUAUCUCUCAUUGUACUUUAUAGUUGGUGUCGAUCAUUCAGAGAAUGAACUAUCAAUCCUAGAACUGAUACAUAACUAUGUCGAGAUACUUGAUACUUUGUUCGAACAAGUUAUGUUCCACAUUGACAAGGCACACUUCAUUCUUGAUGAGAUGAUAUCGAAUGGACACAUUGCAGAGGUGUCCAAACAUCAGAUACUUGAAUGUGUAAAUCUAAUGACAUUGGCUGAUAAGCAACAACAU